GAACGUUCCAUCCCUGGAUUGGCGUGCGCAGGUAAAGGUAGACGAUUGUACGAUAGCCUGGUUCCGUGCAUCUGCAAUCUGAAUUUUUAAAGACGGAGUCCCUAAACUUGACGCUUCUAGUCUAACGGAAUCUUUUGCUGUGCGUGUAUGUCACAAACUAAUUGAUAUCGAUUCAUAUUUAAAUUUGGAUAUUGGGAUAUUCGUGCGCUUUAUCUAAAACGUAGAUACGCGUUUCGUAGAUCAGUACGUACUGGAAUUUCAUUUGGCAUAUAUUUGAAACUUCUGGGAUCGGAGUGGUCCUGGGCAGUGGAUAGUAUUCCUUUUCGCCUCUCACGUUCUCUCAACAGUUGUAUGUGAUUUUGUCUGUAACAUAACUCACCGCAUGUUUCAGGAAUUCGUUCACAGUGUAAAAGGCUAACUCUAAAAUGUUAGACAGGUGAAUACGUCAUUAUUUAUAGCUCAAUUUUAAACUGUGGCAGGUCAGCAGGUUAGCUUCUGUCAAGAUAUGGAUAUGUGAGCUUCCAUGUGGAUUUCACCGCUGGGAUUUUAACUCAACCUUGAAUUAAUGUUUGCACACUGUCACGUGGAGUUCCAGUGGGGAUUGCUUUACUGUUCAAGAAUUGCGACGAGUAAAGGAGAGAUUCAGUGGAGGCGAGUAAAACCCUUCACUUGAGAGUUUCGGCGGAUAAAGAAGAGUUUUAGAAGGAGACGAAUACGCGUCACUUUAAGAGCUUCGGCGAGUUAAGAAGAGUUUCAGUUGAGGCGAGACUGGGUCACUUCACGAAUUUUGGCGAGUUCGAAUGAAGAGGAAUAACAAUGCGAUUUGUUGUCUUUUGACUUUUUACCAAAUUAUUCUUCGGUGCUGAUCAUUGGAAAGAAGAAUCAGAUAGCCUUAGGUCGAGCCAACGUGCAGACUCGUCAUUGAGUCUUAAUUGCGAAACCAUUAGCCCCCCUACGUUGAAUCCUCCACGUUCAUCCUUUUUUUUCGCUUGUCAUUAACGUCACAGUAGCUAAGGAUAAUCUUGUUCGGUAAUUAGACCCGAGGAGGUAAUGACGCCUAAUUGAUAUGAGACAAGACACGGAUAAUCAGUAGCAUGCGAUCCGAUGCUCACGUUAAGUCUAAGUCGCUCUAAAGGAUUUUGAUUGGAAUACAACUUCUCACACGCUAUCAAGAAUACAAAGCCACGUGACCGUAGUUGCAGCGCCAUCUGUUGUGCGUGUGUCUCGCUUCUCGUGUUUCGCCCGCACGGAACAUCAUCCCCAUGCUGAAUGUACGGCGGCGCAGCUGGUCGAAGAUGGAUGAACAUCCGCCCCGUCAGCGGGACCAUGUUCCAGAGGAGGGAUAUACCACCAGUACUACUCCUUCUUUUACUCAUAAUCCUAGUCAUGUUGACCUUAUCGCAGAUUCUAGUUGUCCACAACGGACGGUACGGUAGGAAUAUCCAUUCACUCCGUAAAAUCCAAAUGGAGUUGCGAGAACUCGAUGUUGGUAUUCAAAGACUGUUGUUACAGAAUGUCCCCUCUGUUGAGCUGAACCGGAAAUUGUUACAGAAUGAGAUCAAUAAGAGACGAGUGCGGGAUUUGUUGGAUCAGGCGACCCGGGGUACAAUUUUUACGCCCGUGAAACGCGUGAGGGCGAAGGGUUUGAUUCACAGGACCAGAAAAGACCGAACUAUGCAAGCACACAAUUAUCAUUCCGCGUACAGAACUCGAACGAGAUUUGGAAUACAGCGUGAUGGGCAGGAGCAACUGCGCAUGCGUCAACCGGGUAACCGGCUGACCAAAGCGCUAGUUGACUUGGGUAAUCUAACCGAAUCUAAGGAAUAUAACGUUAAAUCACUUGCUGUUGCUGAAGGUUCGAAAUCUGUCAGGAAACUCCGGUAUUGCCCAGCUAUUCCUCCAGGACUAACUGGCAAAGUCUUCUCGAACCUCCGACAUUCACAUAACAAUUCCAUGGCGGAAGUGGUGCUAAAGAAUCCCUCCUUGGGUCCAGGUGGAUCAUUCCGACCCCGUAACUGCUUAGCUCGCCACAAGGUGGCGGUGAUAGUACCGUACAGGGAUAGGAUGGAGCAUCUGACCAUUCUUCUGUCUCAUCUCCAUCCAAUAUUACAGCGGCAGCAGCUCAAUUACAGGAUCUUUGUGGUAGAACAGUAUGGACAUGACACCUUUAACAAAGCCCGCAUCAUGAACAUAGGAUUCCUGGAAGCCAUGAAACUGGCGCCCUAUCAAUGUUUCGUCUUCCACGAUGUCGACCUCGUCCCCGAGGAUGACCGUAACAUGUACACCUGCCCAGCACAACCUCGACACUUGUCUGUAGCCAUUGACGAAAUGGGAUAUAAGUUGGCCUAUCCAGAGCUGGUCGGCGGCGUACUCAACAUGCGAACAGAGCACUUCGAAAGAGCGAAUGGCUAUUCCAACCUUUACUGGGGAUGGGGAGCUGAGGAUGACGAUAUGGCUUACAGGAUCCUCCACAUUGGUUUAAAGAUAACACGUCCCCCGGAUUAUGUGGCUAGAUACAAAAUGAUCAAACAUACCAAGCGAAAGCCAUCCGACUGGAGAAAAAGGGCGAAACUACUGUACCUGAGCACCCGCCGUUUUCAAGUCGACGGACUGAACAGUCUUCAUUAUAAACUCAUUCAUGUAAAGGAGGAGCCACUGUAUACGCACAUAUUAGCCGACAUAGGAAAAGCACCAAAGGGAUUCAGUACGUGAGAUCGACCAAAUACGGAAAAUGCGAUUUUUGUACACAAUUUGUAAUGUAUAUACAAUGUACAUGUAAAUGCACUUCUCCCACGUGGUUUUUGGGUUGAAAAAUUGUAAUCCUACAUGUAGUGGUAUAAUAAAUGUAGGCCCUAAUAGGGAGGUUGAGGUCGGGCCCGACUACGAGAAGCUGAUUCUCCUAUUUUACAUGACACAUAAUCAGUUGGUUUAGGUAUGUAUGCUUAGAAAUUAGAAUUUAGAAUAAAUGUAUGUAGAAUAAUAUAAGCGUAUACCUACCCAGUACAUGUGCACAGUACUCAUCCACCAUAAGAAUAAAACAAUAAUUCUUACAAAAUGAUGCAAAGGGAGAUUGGUGAUUAUUCCUACGCGAGAGGCCAACGAUUAUAAAGAUAUCGCUAUUUGUAGAGAACAAUUCUAAUUCUAAUUCUAAUUUAAAGGGAAAGAAGUAUCAGAAAAAAUAUUUGAAUUCUAAAACCUGCGACAAUUCUGAAUGAGUAUCUGUCUACAUGUGCCAUUGUCUACAGGUGAACCGAAUCGACCACUCACACUGACGUAUUACAAACUAAGGGGGCGAAAAAUAUGCGCAAAAACUAACAAUGCAUCAAAUUUCACCAGGGCUAGUGCCGCCGUGCAGGCGUGUCUGUAUCGAUCAUGUUACCGGAUUACCGAGAGGAAGCCAGAUACAAAUGUGGCACACUUCCAUUUUAGUAUAUUGCUUGUGCCACUUGUGCUUUUUGGACGUUUAUAACUACAUGUAUUCAUAAGUGGCCAAAUUCUUUUAACAUUAUAAUGAA
Molecule: messenger RNA, 3515 nt
Organism: Lineus longissimus
Lineage: Eukaryota; Metazoa; Nemertea; Pilidiophora; Heteronemertea; Lineidae
Product: beta-1,4-galactosyltransferase 4-like
Exons: 7
Coding region: 1270-2712 (480 amino acids)
Biological process (GO): carbohydrate metabolic process
Cellular component (GO): Golgi apparatus
Molecular function (GO): galactosyltransferase activity
Source: RefSeq, a predicted model, not a curated record